Anoplophora glabripennis (Asian longhorned beetle) is the source of this 1761-nucleotide messenger RNA. RefSeq lists its product as uncharacterized. The record is from RefSeq and is a predicted model, not a curated record. The transcript is spliced from 4 exons. Lineage: Eukaryota; Metazoa; Arthropoda; Insecta; Coleoptera; Cerambycidae. The coding region runs from base 1 to 1761 and encodes 586 amino acids.
AUGGAUUUAAGAAGUGGAAAGCAGAUUGGAGAAAACGACAGUGAAGAAAUAUCAGAACAGGAAAGUAUGGGAGAACAAGAAACUCAUAGUGGAGGAAGUGACGUAGGAAUAAAAAGUAUGUUGGAGGAAAUGAUGAGGACGAUAAUGGAGGACAGAAAAAAGCAAGAGGAAGACAGAAAAAAGCAAGAGGAAGACAGAAAAAGAGAAGAAAUAAGAAAAGAUUUUCAAUCAUGGAAAAUGGACAUUAACAAGGACGUGGAAAGAAUAGACCAGGAUGUAGCAACGAUUGUGACAAAGACAAUAGAAAUAGAAGAUAAAAUGAAUAAACAAGAAAAUGAAAUAGAGAAGAUUGGAAGAAAUAUGAAUAAAAACACACAAGAAAUAGAAAAAGUAAAAAGGCAAGUGCAAGGAGGAUUAAUAGGAAAGCAGGAUGUGCUGGAGGAAGAACGAAAAAGGACAGAGGAGCAGAUAGAAGAACUCAAGAAAGAGGUACAAAGAGUAAGGGAAAUGAAAAACAAAGAUGGAGAAGUAAUAACCAGAGUGAUAUGCCAUGAAGAGAACAAGAUGCAUAAAUUUUCUGGAAAAAUAAACAGAUUACAUCCAGUCGUAUUUUUAAGAUCGAUAACAAGGAAAAUUCAAGAAUUGCAGGAUAGGAUUCAAAACGAAGAAACAAGGAAUGAAAGGAUUAAGGAACUUAUCAGGGAAAAUCUAGAAGGCGAGGCUUUACUAUGGGAAGUGAGAGAAAUGUUUAAGAAGUAUGAAGGUUUAGUGUCAAAUGAAAUGAGAGUGGCAGAAAGCUAUGUUCAUAAGUUAGAGGUAAGAGAUAUAGAUAAUUUUAGAGCAAAAACAUAUCCUAUUCCAUAUAUGCAUAAAGACAAAGUAAGGAAUGAAAUUGGAAAACUACUAAAAGAUGAAAUUAUAGAAAGAAGUAAUACACCUUAUGUAAAUCCUCUUGUGAUAGUGACCAAGAAAAGUGGUGAUAUAAGAAUUUGUUUAGAUGCUAGGACUAUAAAUAAGUACACGAUUCCACAGUAUGAGGCACCAUUAAUGAGACAAGACAACGACGAGGUACCAAUAGCUUUCACAUCAAGGGUGACGAAAAAACACGAACGAAACUAUAGUGUAUCAGAAAUAGAACUAGCGAGUAUAAUCUUCACAAUAACAAAAAUGAGAUUUUAUCUAUUAGGCAACAAAUUUACAGUACAGACAGACAAUCAAGCUUUGACUUCAAUACUAAGCAACAAAUUUGGUAAUAAUCGCAUCCACAGAUGGGCACUGUUACUUACAGAAUAUGACUUUGACAUACAAUACAUACCUGGAAAACAAAAUAUACUUGCAGAUGCUUUGACACGAAUGGACAGUAGACAAGUAGACGAACCUAGACAGAUUAAAGUAGGAAUAAAUUUAAUGAGAGACAACGACGGAAUAUUUUCUAUGACAGCCAUACAAGAAGACCAACGAAAACUGACAAACGAAGAAAAGGCAAAAUUAAAGUUCCAAAAUAACUGUUUCAUAAAACGGAUAAAAGAGGAAGAACUAUAUGCCAUUACGACGGAUUUGACGAAACAGAUAAUAGAAAAUUUACAUAAAGACUAUGGACAUGUUGGGUUAGACAAAACAUGGAGACUAUUCCGAGAAAAUUAUUACAGCAAACAUGACAGACAGAUAACCAAAAACAUAAUACAGACAUGCCAUAUUUGCCAAGUAGCCAAAGACAAAAACGCAACACUCAAUACAUUAAACACAUCAAUUAAAAAUUAA